Messenger RNA from Galendromus occidentalis (western predatory mite), 1547 nucleotides. RefSeq lists its product as uncharacterized. The coding region runs from base 225 to 671 and encodes 148 amino acids. The record is from RefSeq and is a predicted model, not a curated record. Gene Ontology annotation, biological process: regulation of cell cycle. Lineage: Eukaryota; Metazoa; Arthropoda; Arachnida; Mesostigmata; Phytoseiidae. Gene Ontology annotation, cellular component: nucleus. Gene Ontology annotation, molecular function: cyclin-dependent protein serine/threonine kinase inhibitor activity. The transcript has 2 exons.
UCGCUUGUUGGUUUCGUGGCAGAGCGGCGUCGAGCGUUCUACAUCGGUCGUCAAAGCUCACUGGUGUUGUGGCCGGCUAGUCGGCCUGCCUACCCGUACAUCGGUCUUGUUGUUGUCGUCGUCAAGGGCUCCGUCCAUUUUGGAUAAACAUUACGUGUUCGACAAACGGUGAAUGUGAAGUUUCGACGAGUCUAUCUUCGACGCAAGAAACAUCGCAUGCGAAAAUGCCCACAAUCGUCCCUCGGUCAGUACCGGUGAAGAUCACCAGGGAUCGUUCCACGACCCCACCCUCACCACGACUGCUCAAUAUCCGGAGAUCGUCUCCGGUGGCGAGAUGUCUUUUCGGACCGCCAGAUAAGAAAGACACGCUGGAGUUCGCCCGUUUAGAGAUCCGCAAAGAGCAAGAGCGUCUCAUCGAGAAGUACAACUUCGACUUUCAAACCGAUACCCCGCUACCGGGAAACUUCGUCUAUGAGCCGAUCGACGACGUCCCGGAGUGUUUGCGGGACUCGAGGUCACCGAAGAAGAGCCCGGAAGAUGUCGCUCAACGGAAAAUCACCCAAUAUAUGGGAGUCAUGAAACCCUCGAAGCUGUCGUUGCGUAAACGGAGGCCAGACGAGGAGAUCCGUGACGAUCCUGUCAAAUCGCCUCGCGUGGAAAACGCCGCUUGAACGGUCCCUGACAACGAAUCGAUUGACGAUAGUCCUCGAAGUCGGUCAAAUCGAAAACAUGUUUACUGACACGUAAACUAAAUGGAAACAACUGUCACAAGAACAAAAACAACAACAACAGCGGCCACGACAACAACUAGGACGUCCCGAGCUGUGGGCAGUCAAUCGAUGCGGUUACCAAUAAUCCUGCGAUCUCGAAGGGACUCAUCUGUCUCUAGUCAACCCACCCUCGCAAUCUACGGAGUGAAAACUGUCGCGUCGCGAUGGACGAAGCUCCGCUCUGUACAUGAAUGCAUCAUAUUAGUCUGUAAGAGAAUCCGGGUCGGAAAACAGGAUAUCGUGUCCGGCAGUCACAAUGUAUAUACUUAGGCCGGAUAGGAGAGUAUUCGAUUUUUUUGCGCGCUGUAAAGGACCGACAAUCCACAAAGCCAAGCAUCCUAAUAUAUUUCUAACUUUAGUAGAGAUAGCCAACUGGACGACGGGCAGAGACGAAAGGGACUGGAUAAUCAUGUUGAAAUCGUUGUACAUUUCUCUCAUUUCAUCCCUGUCGAAAGUUUUUCCGACUCAUCGGAACGCAUAAUGAAAGUAUGAUUCGCUUCAAAGGAGCCCGUCGUCACUCCGUGUCGUUCGAGUAUCUGGAAGACGCCGCUCCAACGACUUGCAGAAAUGCUAGCGAAACCCCACACUGAUGUAUGAGGUGUGGUCAGAAAAUAAAUUAUUCAAUGUCGCUUCGCGAUCAUUUCCGAUUCCGGAAGGAACAACUAUUCGAAGGGGCUAAUCGUCGUGGAGCGCGUCUACGACUCGAGUGGACACGAUUGUACCGAUAUACGGAGACUGUAACAAGAAUAAACUACGCUGAGAAGAUAUUCUAUGAAA